AGGAGUGACACCGUGAAGCUGCACCAAGCAUGCCAUUCAGCUCGCCGCGCGCUUUCACACGCGCACUGACCGCUUCGGAGGUUACAGGAACAAAGCACGUGAAAAGGGACCGAGCGCGGUCCGCAUACUGGGACAACAUUUUGCAAAAGACAGUCCUAUUUUUCUCUACGGUUAUUUUCCAUCGUCUGAGUUAUUUAUGCACACAUAUUUAUUGGAUACUUUAAUGCAUAUUGUUAAAUUAUAGAGGGGAAAAACUGCUACUGAAACAUUAUUCUUAAAACGAGGAACUUCUUAGACCGGCUCCCUCCGGACUGCUGAAGUUUUUUCUUUUUUAAAAAUGCACCUACUUGGAUUAUCUGUCUGGCUGGCGUGUUCGGCAAUCCUUUACACGAACUUUGCGUUCGAAUCCAGUCACGACUAUUACGAUUACGACCAAGAUGAAGUUGAUGCCCCGGAGACGUCUCAGCCCUAUUUCGAGGAGCGCCUCCGCUCGGCCGGCAGCGUGGACGAGCUGAUGCGCCUGCUCUACCCGACCUACUGGAAAGUUCAGAAGUGCCGCUCGAAACGCACGAGCACGUCGCGCUUCACGCCGCGAGAGCACCACGAGCUCACCACAGCGGACGUGCGCCCCGACGACCCGACCUUCGCUGCUGCCUUCUUCAACUUCGACAUCUUUGCCAGUAUUCAGGCUGAGUGGAGAAAGACCCUGUGCAUGCCGCGUGAAGUGUGUAUAGAUGUGGGGAAAGAGAUUGGGUCCACCACACACACCUUCUAUAAACCACCGUGCGUGUCUGUCUACAGAUGUGGAGGCUGCUGUAAUAAUGAGGAGCACCAGUGUAUGAACAUCACCACCUCCUACGUUGGCAAGACGCUGCUCGAGAUCACAGUCCCCGUUAAACACCCUCCGAGCCCUGUCACAAUCAGCUUUGCCAACCACACCUCGUGCAGCUGCUUGUCGAAGUUGGAUGUGUAUCGGCAACGACACUCUAUCAUCCGACGAGCACUGCCAGAAUGUCAUGCAGUGAAUAAAACAUGUCCAAAGAACCAGAUCUGGAGCGAUGGCUAUUGCAGAUGUGUACACGACACCCUCUUCCCUCAGUACCACUCAGAUUUCGUGGAUCAGGAUCUCUGUGGUCCCCACAAAGAGCUGGACGAAGACACGUGUCAGUGCGUGUGCCGGAGGGACCUGCAGACAUCGCGGUGUGGCCCACUGCGCCACCUGGACAGGGGGACCUGUCAGUGUGCAUGUAGAGCGCAGCUGUCCCCCUGCGGUCCCCACCACACCUUCAACAAGGACACGUGCCAGUGCACAUGCACCAGGACUUGUCCCAGCAGUCAUCCGCUCAACCACACUAAGUGCACGUGUGAGUGCACGGAGUCGACCAGAACGUGCUUUCUCAAAGGCAAGAGGUUCCAGCCAGCCACGUGCAGCUGCUACCGGCUGCCAUGUCUCAUGGACCCGAAGAAAAAGCGGCGAUGCGAGGACGGUUUUCACUACAGCGAGGAAGUUUGUCACUGCAUUCCCAACUUCUGGAGGAGAACCAACUAGCGCACAGGGCGUGGAGCUCACGACGCUAACGGCCCACAGAGACGCUAAUGUUACGGAGUGGCACACAGGGGAUCGGCGACUAUACCGACAGGAGUGGAACAGCCAACCGUUAUUUUGGGGACUCACUAAAGAAAACGUGAAGAUGUUGGAUUGUAGGCCUAACCUCCAACAUCAGGUGCAGGACGCGAGUUUGGGCUACUUUGAACUUGAUUGCCAGGAGAGAUUUUUUUAAAGGCUGGAGCCAUUUAAUUUUCUACAUCUUCAACAGAUUUGUUUACUCAUUAUUGUCAGAUAUUGAUUAUAUAAUUUAUUGCCACUAAAUGUUUUGAAACUAUGUUCAUAGCAAUUUGGAAUCUUUGCAAAGGAACACUGUGAUCAAUAUUUUUGUAUCAUGCAAAGUCCCGUAAAAUAAACUAUAAAGUUGUACUAUAUAUUGCUAACAUAUUUAUAAGAUGUUCUAUCAUACUGAAAUAGUACAGAAAAGGGAAAAGGUUAUCAAAUGUAUUGUUAUGAAAUAGCACUAGAACUUCAUUAUAUUGAAUGUGCAUCAACAAAUAUUUUCUACAUGUAACAUUUUAUUGACAGUACUGUUCAGCCCACAGGUACAUGAGUUACGUACAAAGGCACAGCUAGCCGAUCAUCUAUGACUCUAAAGGCACUGCUAGCCAAUCAUCUAUGAAUAUAAAGGCACAGCUAGCCGAUCAGCUAUGUCUCCAAAGGCACAGCUAGCCGAUCAUCUAUGUUUCCAAAGGCACAGCUAGCCGAUCGUCUAUGUCUCUAUAGGCACAGCUAGUCUAUCGUAUAUGUCUUCAAAGGCACAGCUAGAGGAUUGUCUAUGACUCUAAAGGCACAGCUAGCCGAUCAUGUGUGUCUUCAAUGGCAUAGCUAGUCGAUCAUCUAUGUCUCUUAUGGCACAGCUAGCUGAUUGUCUUUGUCUCCAAAGGCACAGCUAGGCUAUCAUCUAUGACUAAAGGCACAGCUAGCCGAUCGUCUAUGACACUAAAGGCACAGCUAGCCAAUCAUGUGUGUCUCUAAAGGCACAGCUAGCCGACCAUCUAUGAAUCUAAAGGCACAGCUAGCCGACCGUCUAUGACUCUAAAGGCACAGCCAGCCGAUCAUCUAUGUCUCUAAAGGCACAGCUAGGUGAUUGUCUAUGACUAUGGGGGUGUAUAAGAUAUAUGUGUUAAAACAUGAGUGUGUGUGUGUGUGUGUGUGUGUGUGUGUGUGUGUGUGUGUGUGUGUGUGUGUGUGUGUGUGUGUAAGAACAGGAAAUAUGUGUUUGCCCUCUUUUUAAUUGUCAUUGGGUCCUUACAACACUGUAAAUACAAUAAAUCACUUUUGCUUCUA
Molecule: messenger RNA, 2896 nt
Organism: Electrophorus electricus (electric eel)
Lineage: Eukaryota; Metazoa; Chordata; Actinopteri; Gymnotiformes; Gymnotidae
Gene: vegfc
Product: vascular endothelial growth factor c
Biological process (GO): induction of positive chemotaxis; positive regulation of endothelial cell proliferation; positive regulation of mast cell chemotaxis
Cellular component (GO): membrane
Molecular function (GO): growth factor activity; chemoattractant activity; vascular endothelial growth factor receptor 3 binding
Source: RefSeq, a predicted model, not a curated record